Saprolegnia diclina VS20 is the source of this 1633-nucleotide messenger RNA. RefSeq lists its product as hypothetical. The coding region runs from base 328 to 1476 and encodes 382 amino acids. The transcript has a single exon. NCBI's taxonomy places the organism in Eukaryota, Oomycota, Saprolegniomycetes, Saprolegniales, Saprolegniaceae. The record is from RefSeq and is a predicted model, not a curated record.
GUGCGUCGCGACGUGACCGACGGUCUGCUGCAGCCAGGGCUUCUCGAAGCCAUCGCUCGCUGCAUCGAGAGACACAAAGACUUUUCGAGCUACCUUGAUGCGAUCCCAGCGCAUCUGCGGACCCGCGCGCUGACCGCUCUUCGCACGGUUCGCGACCGAGCGGACCUGCUUGUGACGUUCCAGUGGCCAACCAUUUGGCUGCAUGUGCUUUCGACCGUAUCGCCGGAGGUGCUUGCGUCUCUGCAUGAGACGCUGUCCUUGCAGCCCAAGAUACACAUUACGCACACGACCCGCCACCUCAGCCAGCUCGACGCUCUCGUGCGCGCGAUGGGCUCCGCGAUCGAUGGUCUCCAUAUUACAAUCGAUCCGGUAGCGAUACUGCCGCACGAAGGCAACGCGCUCGCGGACCUCGUGCUGCAAUGCGCGUCGCUACGCAGCCUCAUUGUGAUCGCGCAUGAGGCGUUUGGCGAGCAGCCAGUGUUCGACGCCCUGCUGCGCGCGACGGCGCACCCGGCGGUGCAGACGCUGGUCCUUGAUCUGAGGUCGAUCGAGGCGCCUCUUCACCUUGGCUACCACUUGCGCGACUGGGUGCGCACUGCACCGGCGACAUCACUUUCCUUGUCCAACAUCUCGCGCAUGCCAAGGAACGCCGCGGUGGCGUUCUGCAGCGCCCUGCACGCAAACUCAACACUUGCCGAGAUCAAGCUCGAAAGAGUAAAUGGCAUCGACGGCUUUCUGGGGCGCCGCCUCCCGACAAGCCUGCGCGAGCUCUACUAUGACCACGAGCGCCACGAGUUUAUCGACGACAUCGAUGACACGCCAACAGACGCUGUUCUUGCCGACUUGGCCCGCGCUCUUGCACCCACGCGCCUCGAGCAUCUCAGCUACAGCUACUUUGGCGAGCUCGCUUUGCAGCCGUGUCUGUCGUCGAUGCUGUCGGUCCUCACGUCGCUGGAGCUAGUGGCGGCGCAGCUCGACGACGACCGGGUGCCUGCAUUUGCGGCGGGUCUUGCGCAGCUUGGCUCGUUGAAAACACUCGUGCUCGUCGUACCCAACUAUCUGUACGGAGAAGGCUUCCGAUCGGUCCUCGAGACAUUGUGCGUCCACUGUCCGAGCCUUGAGACGCUGGAUAUGGCCGACAAUCGUCUGGACCACGAUGAGCUGAUGUUGCUUCUGGAGGCUGUCCCGCGGCUGCCUCAACUCCGAAAGCUCGAGGGUUGGGUCCACGAUUGGCCCUUUGAGAGCGUUGUGCCCCGGUUCACGACGGCGUUGGUCGCCGCCAGUCGCCAGCUUCGGGAGCUGAACAUGACCUUGAUUACCGACGGCACGACCCAACAAGACUUGUACGACGCGCUUGCUACGAUCGAGAACCAGCCCUUUUACGUCGAGACGUGGGGCGUGAGAUCGCUGCUGGCGACGUUGCCCGUGGCACUACACAAGACCAACAACGAGACGCGCUGUCGUUUGAUCCUCUAAGAGCACGUGUUAGUUGCAAGAGUCAGGCGAGAACGACGCGCACGAUGGCUGCCAAGACAAGUCGUCGUUUUUGGUGUGAUUCAUAUCCGAAUACUACUGGUUCCGUCUCAAAGCAAAGUUUGGGUUGCGAGAUUCACUUUGAGUUUGCGAAACGAAG